CGCGUGCCGGGUGUCAUGGCGGCCUGCAGGCAUUGCUGCUCGUGCCUCCGGCUCCGGCCGCUGGGUGAUGCUCCCCUCCGUCUGCCAGGGCGGGAUCCGGCACUCACCAAAUUGCAGGUGCGAGCACUAUGGGGCAGUGCGGGGUCCCGAGCCGUGGCCGUGGACUUAGGCAGCAGAAAAUUAGAAAUAUCCUCUGGAAAACUGGCCAGAUUUGCAGAUGGCUCUGCUGUAGUACAGUCAGGUGACACGGCAGUGAUGGUCACAGCGGUCAGUAAAACAAAACCUUCACCUUCCCAGUUCUUGCCUUUGGUGGUGGACUAUAGACAGAAGGCUGCUGCAGCAGGUAGAAUUCCCACAAACUAUCUUAGAAGAGAGAUUGGUUCUUCUGAUAAAGAAAUUCUUACAAGUCGAGUAAUAGAUCGUUCAAUUAGACCGCUCUUUCCAGCUGGCUACUUUUAUGACACACAAGUCCUUUGUAAUCUGUUAGCAGUAGAUGGUGUUAAUGAACCUGAUGUCCUAGCAAUUAAUGGUGCUUCCGUAGCCCUCUCAUUAUCAGAUAUUCCUUGGAGUGGACCUGUUGGGGCAGUACGAAUAGGAAUGAUUGAUGGAGAAUGUGUUGUUAACCCAACACGAAAAGAAAUGUCUUCCAGUACUUUAAAUUUAGUGGUUGCUGGAGCACCUAAAAGUCAGAUUGUCAUGUUGGAAGCCUCUGCAGAGAACAUUUUACAGCAGGACUUUUGCCACGCUAUCAAAGUGGGAGUAAAAUAUACACAACAAAUAAUUCAGGGCAUCCAGCAAUUGGUAAAAGAAAUUGGUGUUACCAAGAGGACACCCCAGAAGUUAUUUAUCCCUUCACCAGAGAUUGUGAAACACACUCAUAAACUCGCUAUGGAAAGACUCUAUGCAGUUUUUACAGAUUAUGAACAUGAUAAAAUUUCUAGAGAUGAAACUGUUAACAAGAUAAGAUUAGAUACAGAGGAACAACUAAAAGAAAAAUUUCCAGAGGUUGAUCCAUAUGAAAUAAUAGAAUCCUUCAAUGUUGUUGCAAAGGAGGUUUUUAGAAGUAUUAUUUUGAAUGAAUACAAAAGGUGUGAUGGUCGAGAUUUGACUUCACUUAGGGACAUAAAUUGUGAGGUAGAUAUGUUUAAAAUUCUUCAUGGAUCAGCAUUAUUUCAAAGGGGACAAACACAGGUGCUUUGUACUGUUACAUUUGAUUCCUUAGAAUCCAGUAUUAAGUCAGACCGAAUUAUAACAGCUAUAAAUGGAAUAAAAGAUAAAAACUUUAUGCUGCACUAUGAGUUUCCUCCUUAUGCAACAAAUGAAAUUGGCAAAGUCACUGGUGUAAACAGAAGGGAACUUGGGCAUGGUGCUCUUGCUGAAAAAGCUUUGUAUCCUGUUAUUCCCAAAGAUUUUCCUUUCACCAUAAGAGUCACAUCUGAAGUCCUAGAGUCAAAUGGAUCAUCUUCUAUGGCAUCUGCAUGUGGUGGAAGUUUAGCAUUAAUGGAUGCAGGAGUUCCAAUUUCAUCUGCUGUCGCAGGUGUGGCAAUAGGAUUGGUCACCAAAAACAAUCCCGACAAGGGUGAAAUAGAAGAUUAUCGUUUGCUGACAGAUAUUCUGGGAAUUGAAGAUUACAAUGGUGAUAUGGAUUUCAAAAUAGCUGGCACUAAUAAGGGAAUAACUGCAUUACAGGCUGAUAUUAAAUUACCUGGAAUACCAAUAAAAAUUGUAAUGGAGGCCAUUCAACAAGCCUCAGUGGCAAAGAAGGAGAUAUUACAGAUUAUGAACAGAACUAUUUCAAAACCUCGAGCAUUUAGAAAAGAAAAUGGACCUGUUGUAGAAACCAUUCAGGUUCCAUUAUCAAAACGAGCAAAAUUUGUUGGACCAGGUGGAUAUCAUUUAAAAAAGCUUCAGGCUGAAACAGGUGUAACUGUUAGUCAGGUGGAUGAAGAAACAUUUUCUGUAUUUGCACCAACACCCAGUGCUAUGCAUGAAGCAAGAGACUUCAUUACCGAAAUCUGCAAAGAUGAUCAAGAGCAGCAAUUAGAAUUUGGAGCAGUGUAUACCGCUACAAUAACUGAAAUCAGAGACACUGGAGUAAUGGUUAAACUAUAUCCAAAUAUGACUGCGGUACUACUUCAUAACACACAACUUGAUCAACGAAAGAUUAAACAUCCCACUGCCCUAGGAUUAGAAGUUGGCCAAGAAAUUCAGGUGAAAUACUUUGGGCGUGAUCCGGCUGAUGGAAGAAUGAGGCUUUCUCGUAAAGUGCUCCAGUCUCCAGCUACAACUGUUGUCAAAACUCUAAAUGACAGAAGCAGUAUUGUAAUGGGAGAAUCUGUUUCACAGUCAUCAUCUAAUUCUUCCCGGGACUCCUAACUGCUAAUAAGAUGGAAAAAUGAAGCUAGUUCUCAAACUCUAGAGACCAGUACUGCUACAAAGUGACAGAACAGCUCACUAAUCACAAACCACCAAAAAGAUCCCAUUUCCAUUUAAACCAAGAGCCCAUACUUGAUGUCUGAACUUUUCUUAUUGUUGUCUUCAUUCAAAUCUUGGUAAUUUACCCUACUUUCCAAUAAAGUUUUUCUGUGAGGGUUA
Messenger RNA from Diceros bicornis minor, 2595 nucleotides. It is a transcript of the gene PNPT1, whose product is annotated as polyribonucleotide nucleotidyltransferase 1. Gene Ontology annotation, biological process: mitochondrial mRNA catabolic process; mitochondrial RNA 3'-end processing. Bases 16 to 2376 code for a protein of 786 amino acids. The transcript has 29 exons. Lineage: Eukaryota; Metazoa; Chordata; Mammalia; Perissodactyla; Rhinocerotidae. The record is from RefSeq and is a predicted model, not a curated record. Gene Ontology annotation, molecular function: 3'-5'-RNA exonuclease activity; RNA binding; polyribonucleotide nucleotidyltransferase activity. Gene Ontology annotation, cellular component: mitochondrion; cytosol.